Ipomoea triloba (trilobed morning glory) is the source of this 1105-nucleotide messenger RNA. Its product is annotated as UPF0496 protein 3-like. The transcript has 2 exons. NCBI's taxonomy places the organism in Eukaryota, Viridiplantae, Streptophyta, Magnoliopsida, Solanales, Convolvulaceae. The record is from RefSeq and is a predicted model, not a curated record. Bases 185 to 1105 code for a protein of 306 amino acids.
AUUUUUGUAGGAAAUAAACUCCAUUUUCCUCGGCAGUCACCAUUAUCACGUACACUAUCAUUACAUUCCUAGCUUUCAUGAAAGCAACCCAUCGUGGUUGGUGCAUGCUAGAAUACUAAUAUCCCUAUUCGCCGUCAAACUUCAAUAAACUAUUCCUUAAUUUUCCAAGAAUUAAUAAUCCAAGAUGUGGGCGCUGUUCAGAGGUGCAAAGACAAUCCAAACAGAUGAGAACCAAAGUGGAGAUAAUGGUAGAAGCUUCAAUGUGAAUGAGGAGUAUCUGUGUGCAUUCAGAACAAAAUCCUAUUCUGAUUUCUUCUUGAAAGCUCAAGAAUUAGUUAAAGAGCCGCCGUCUCACGCGUUCGCUGAGAUCCUUCUCGAGCCUGGGCAAGAAACUAUAACAGCCAUUCUUGAUUCCUCAAAAUUUCCUGAUCUUAAACCCCUUCUCUCCAAAUUCUUCGAAAUCAGCGCCGAGGCUUCCAAAUUCUGCACCACCCUUCUGGGAACCAUCAAUCAUCUUCAAUCUCACUUUAACUUCAUCCAACAAGCCCUCGACGAUGACCGCGCCGUUUCAGAGCUCCGUAUUAUUCUUGACAACCCAUUUUCCGACCUGGAGAAACAAAUUAGCUUCACGCGAAUUCGCGACGAGUAUUCAACCAUGUUGCUACGCUUGAAAUCCAAGAGGAAAACCGUGGUGAGGAAGAUGGGGCCGGCGGUUUUGAGCAUACCGUUAAAACCGUUGAAGAAACUGACAAACAUGCGGUUCCUGAAACGUGGGAUUUUAAGGAUAGGUGAACAACUUGAUGUUGCAGCCAAGGGGACUUACAUUGUGAAUACAGAUUUGGAGACGAUAAGUAGACUCGUAUGGCGGCUUCAGGAUGAGAUGGAACAUAACAAGGCAAUCAUAAAGUUGUGUUUGGAUAAAAAGGAGGACAGGUUUUCUGUUAAAGUAGUAGUGUUGAUGAAGGAGAUGAAGAAGAACAGUGUUGGGCUGGGAAAACAAGUGGAGGAACUUCAACAACAUCUUUACUUGUGCCUUGUCACUAUUAAUCGCCUUCGGGCUUUGCUCAUCAAUCAAAUUGCAAAAUCUAAUUCUUUCAAUCUUUAA